CUGUCGUUAGAUGUCAUAUUACCUAAAAUCAUUGUAUAGAACUUACAUUAAUCUACACUCUACAACAAAAUGUUGUUCUCUCUGAAAUUCGCAAUUACUUUCGCGCUCAUGCUGGGCGUGCCUGCCGAAUUGUCCGUUAACAGUUACGAGGAUCCAGCAUAUCCCGGCCGUUGUGUCAUCGACAUUCCCUCUUCAGUUGUUCUGCUCACCGCGGGACAGGCCUUUAAGCUGCCCAACUUGGACUGUACCACAAUAUUCUGCAUCAGCGAUGGCUGGGGCACAAUCUUUACCUGUGAGAAACAGGAACCGCCAGAUGAUUGCCGUUUCUCAGAGCCACUGAAUCCGGAUGCCUUCUAUCCGGAGUGUUGCAAGCGUCGCGUGGUUUGUGAUUAAAAAUAUCAAUCAUCAUUUUGUUGCUAGUUAAAUUUCAAUCUAAAUUUGCCAACCAGAAAUUAAAUACAAUAAAA
Molecule: messenger RNA, 467 nt
Organism: Drosophila subobscura
Lineage: Eukaryota; Metazoa; Arthropoda; Insecta; Diptera; Drosophilidae
Exons: 3
Coding region: 70-393 (107 amino acids)
Source: RefSeq, a predicted model, not a curated record